GACUAGGCUACUACCAAGACAGUUAUAGAUGGUCUAGAUCAACCCAGAAAAACCCAACUGUUAUAUUAAAUUAUGAACAGCUAUUUUGACGUAUCCGCCAUGGCAUACAGGGACUAUAACCGAGAAAAUAGCGAAGUGUAUGGUUCCUCAAUAUCAUAUCUAGAUGGCGUGCCAUUCAAGAUCAGUUCAGCAUUUAAACCACCGACAAAGGUUCAGUUACCAUCAACACUUAUGAGGAAGACGAGAGUGUCUGCUACCAGACAUGAAGAGUACUCAUUUGAGAUAGAGGAAGGUGUUCUUCAAUGGGCUCAUGAAAGAGAGAGACAGCUGGAAGCUCAAAAACGGGAAGAGGAAGAACGUCAGAAAAUAGCCAAUCAGAUCAGAGAGCAGGAGAACCAGAGGUCAAGUUCAGAGGACUCUGAGCCGGAAGAUGAAUGGUUGGCAUCCCACCAGAGUUCUGGUCCCUCACUCUCCGGUGUAAAGCCCCCAGAGAGAGGUGCAGGCCAGGUUGUUACCGGUUCAGUGCCACUACACCCUGUGACAGCAGGACUGUCAGGAAGUGACAUUCUGACUCCAACACCAAUCCACACAGAUGAAAACAACAGGCAAUCUUAUACAGCAAGUCAAAAUGUUGAUGUAUCACAGUUUGAAAAUGUGGAUGAUCCUUUUGACAUGUUUGAACGCCAAACACUAAAUGAUAUUGAGGAACUGAAGAGUGUGUUUUCUACCACAGACACUAACGCUAAGACAACAAAUACAAAUUCAUUUACUGUUACAAAUCAGUCCGAGGCUGAGAGUAUAUAUGAAAAUGUUAAUUCAAACAAUUCCGAUAAAAUUGAUGUGUGCCGCCCACCCAAUGGGUUGGUAGGUGGUUCACAUGAAUGUUCAUCAGAGGCUGGGGAGUAUGUGCAAGUAGAUAUAAAACAAGCAGAAUGUGAAGGGAGAACAGCAACCUCAAAAAUUGAUCGUGGCAAUCUGCCACCUUUGUCACAAACUAAAGAGUUUCUUUCAGGAAAAAUUCCCCUACCGCCUAUUGGAAGCAAUGGUAAGCUGUCAUUAGGACAUGAAAGAGUGCAUUCAGAAUGUGAAGCUAGUUCAGUUGGUCAUUCUAGCCAAGAUGUUCCUCUGUAUGAAAAUGUUGACUCUACACAACUAUAUGAAAAUGUGCAGAUUUUGCAGGACAACAGAGUUAGUUUUAAUCCCAACAAAUACAGUAGGAAUAAUCUGGAUUCAACAGCACCGUCUAACUAUCGAAACCGACCUAAUUAUGUAAAUGUGAUGCCCCAUGGAUUAGGUACUGCUGGGACAAUGACAGGACCUGGAGAAAAUCCCUCAGGGAUGCGUAAUGCUCUGAGCUCACCAGACAUUUCAGGCAUCAACAAUAUAGGCCUUCAUGACUAUGAUAACACAAGGAAUAUAUCGCCAGUAUUUUCUCGAUCUCCACCUCCUAGACCAUCAUCACAUCAGGUAAGUAAGGUCAUUAAAGAUUGUUGGUAUUCUACAUUGUUGCUACAUAUUGAGACAACUAACAUAUACAUGCCCCUUGGCUUGCUGGUCAUUAGACAAGGGAGAUAACUGGUGAAGUUAUGCCCAUCACACAAUCUAACCAAAGAAUGAGUUUUUAGUCUGAUCUAAAUCAGCAUCUGUUCAGAAUGGUUUUCUUAUCUGAAAGGACAAGAGACUAUAAAAGUGGAUAUA
Ylistrum balloti is the source of this 1698-nucleotide messenger RNA. Its product is annotated as ubiquitin-associated protein 1-like. The record is from RefSeq and is a predicted model, not a curated record. Lineage: Eukaryota; Metazoa; Mollusca; Bivalvia; Pectinida; Pectinidae. Gene Ontology annotation, cellular component: ESCRT I complex. Bases 73 to 1575 code for a protein of 500 amino acids. Gene Ontology annotation, molecular function: ubiquitin binding. Gene Ontology annotation, biological process: ubiquitin-dependent protein catabolic process via the multivesicular body sorting pathway. The transcript is spliced from 5 exons.